Molecule: messenger RNA, 3203 nt
Organism: Notolabrus celidotus (New Zealand spotty)
Lineage: Eukaryota; Metazoa; Chordata; Actinopteri; Labriformes; Labridae
Gene: mcph1
Product: microcephalin 1
Exons: 15
Coding region: 151-2703 (850 amino acids)
Biological process (GO): mitotic cell cycle; DNA repair
Cellular component (GO): nucleus
Molecular function (GO): DNA binding; ubiquitin-protein transferase activity; zinc ion binding
Source: RefSeq, a predicted model, not a curated record
UGUUUUCGUGUCAGCCAAUCAUGGCCGUCCGUCCCAGAAUGCAUUGCAUCACAAACUGAACGCGCGAGCUUUACACCCUGUAGUCUGGUACUUUUGGAAAUUGCACAAUUUAAACCUCAUUGCUGCAUCAAGGGAAUUUCCAAGCAAGUGAUGACCACAAGUCCAGUUCUAAAUGAUGUUGUCGCCUAUGUUGAUGUGUGGUCAUCAGACAAAACAGCAAACUGCUCAAAACCAUUCGUUCAGCAGCUGCAGGAAAUGGGAGCUCAGGUUACAAAAACAUUCAAUAAACAAGUCACACAUGUAGUUUUCAAGAACGGUCACCCUGCAACAUGGAGGAAAGCAAAGAAAAGUGAUGUGAAGCUGGUCUCUGUUCUCUGGGUCAGCAGGUGUUAUGAGGAUGGUGUGCGUGGGGAUGAGGAGUUGUACCCAGCCUUAAAUGAUGACAGCACAGUGUUAAGGAACAAGAAACACCGCUGCAUGCAGCCAAAAGACUCUCCAGAAAAGACACCUGAUAAUGACAGACGCAUGAAAAAGAAACUGGACAGGAUGAUGAAAGACCUACAUCCUAAACAGUCUAUAGUUACAGAAGUGUCGCCCAUCAUUAUCGACGAAGAGAACGGAAUAGUCUACAGUCCCGGGUUGAAAAGAUCGGAUUAUAUGGCACGGCGUUUGAAAGACAUGAAAGAGAAGCACGAAUACCUCUCACCAACAGCGUCACAGAUGGUUGAAUGCCGCUCACCCACUGGGCAGAAGCCGUCUCUCGGGAACACACCGACUGUCUUCAAACUAAUGUAUGAUCAGUCGGAUGAUGAUUCCAGUGCUUCUGCGGCUGAACCUGGUUACUCACCUGAUAAGGGCGAGGGAAGAACAAAGGUUGAUGCUACAGAUCAUGACCACCUCGAACAGCAUCGCAAGAAAACCUCUGAGAAGCCCUGGCUGUCACCUUGUCGGGAUGUGCCAAAGCGGAUUGCAAGCCCGAGUUUGAAACAUCCAAACGUAAAAGACAGUGUUACGCCAAAGAAGAUCAAAAGUCCAAGUUUGAAUCUUUCUGACUUCAGGGAUGAAGAGGAACAAAUAGGGAGUAGACAGAAAAAAACAAGACUGACCUCAGGAAGAAAAAAGCCAGCAGUAAAACAUGCGUCUGCUGGUUUACCAGAAAAGGCUCAUCAGGCUGAGGGAACUGAUAGUCCGAAGAACAUUCAUAAAGAAAAGAAACAAUCACGGACGAAACUUCCCAGCCCAUCACCUGAUAAAUCUGAAAAGGAAAAGGGAAAACUGAAAGCAGCUAAAGCUCUUACAAAGACCAAGACUCGCUCUCUUACAGACACUGUGAACUCAUCUAGCCGCCUCUCAUCACCUGUAGCAAAAUUAAGUGAUGCUGCAGGUAAACUAUCAAAAGACUCUCCGUUACAGAAAGCACCUAAACGAGCCCGACAAUCAUUUUCUGCCUUGGUACAAUCUUUCACCGAGUCUAGUGACUCUAAAACUGUUGCCUCUUGUUCAACUGAUGCCGAUGAUAGUGUCUUUGAGGACUUUUUUUCCAACACUAGCCAACAGAGAUCACAAACGCCUGUUUUGCCGACUCUACCUGUUGAAGAAGAACUCUCCUUUCAGAUUCCUUUUGAGCUCGGCUCCACAGCAAACAAGAAAAAACAAAGAAGAAGUGAAAGUGUUGCAUCUGAAGCUAACAGCAAAAAGAAGAGGAAACUUGAAGGAGGUCAGACUGGCAGGAAUCGCCAACAGCCAGCUAAUACAAGCAGUGAGUCUCGAAGUCAUCCACAACAGGAUGUUAAAGAAUCUCUGCCUCCUCCUGAUACUUCAGCAGCCAGCGUCAAACCUGUGGACAAGAGGCGAAGAAAAAGCACUUUGCCAGUUACAAGCACAGAAAAAACCACGAUAAGAAAGACGAGGGCAUCUAUGUCGACGCUUCCAGAAGCUAGCACAGAGUCAAAGCAAGAGAAAAACCCUGCUGCUAGUGUCUUUUCUCAUAACCUGGAAAGUAGAGGAAAUGAAUGUACAGUGGCAGCUGGUUUGAAAGAGAUCCCCUCUGAAGGAGAAGAUAAUCCCACAAAGAACAUCAGCUCGAGUGUGCAGAGUAUGGUCAACAAGACAACGUCUAUGAGAACUCUGGUCAUGACAAGCAUGCCCGCUGAUAAGCAGCAGACAGUGGAUCAGGUGGUGAAGUCCCUGGGUGGUUUUUCUAUUGUUGACCGAGUGUGUGAGAGCACAACUCAUAUCGUGUCUGGAGGUCACAAGAGGACUCUCAAUAUUCUGUUGGGAAUAGCUCGUGGCUGCUGGAUCCUGUCCUUUGAAUGGGUUCUCUGGUGUUUGGAGCAGCGGCAGUGGAUUCCAGAGGAGCCAUAUGAACUCUCAGAGCAGUUCCCUGCAGCACAGAUCUGUCGUCUUCAGAGGCACCUGUCUGCCGGCGAGCACCAGCAGGACCUGUUCCAGGACCAUCCAGCCAUGUUUGUGUCCCAGCAUUCCCAGCCACCUACUCAGAGUCUGAUGGAGCUGAUCCAGCUGUGCGGAGGGAAAGUCUGCAAAACUGUGCGUCAGGCGGGACUCUGCAUCGGGAAGUACAGCGGCAGGAGACCAGAGGGGAGCAGGAUGCUGUCUGAGCAGUGGGUGCUGGACAGCAUCACACAUCUGAAGCGGCUUUUGUACGAUGACUAUGACUUGGAGCGAGGCGGAGGGAGAAGCUGAAUGUUUAGCUGUUUUAUGGUGGACAGUCACAUAACCUCUGUUUCUACCUUCAGUGCUCCUCUUGUGUCGGUUUCUCCUUCUGCUUUGCAAAUGUGUCCAUUUGUGUGAGAGGCUUUACAUAAAUCCCCUCACAUAUAACCCUGUCAGAGACUUUAUUGCCUGGUUACCAUGGGAACGGGAUUUCUGAGGACUACCAACCAUUCAGCGACGGCUGAAUAGUUACUGUGAAUAACUUACUGUGAAGUAUGGAAAACUGUUUUUAUAUAGCAUCGUAUGUUAUUCAAUACUGCAUAACAGUGUUUUUUCUUUCGACAAGACAUGCAAUAAUUUAUUUUUAUAGCAAUAUGAAUUUUAUGGACACACACUGGGCCAGUUUAACACUCCAGUUGAGAUAGCACACUGUUCCCCUAUAGAAAUGUUCUGUAUUUUUAAAUAUAUACUUGUGUAAAAUGCUGAUUUUUAUCAGUGUUUUUGAAUAAAAACUUUUAAAUUUCUUGAAA